Lingula anatina is the source of this 4235-nucleotide messenger RNA. RefSeq names its product malignant fibrous histiocytoma-amplified sequence 1 homolog. Gene Ontology annotation, biological process: regulation of apoptotic process. The record is from RefSeq and is a predicted model, not a curated record. Gene Ontology annotation, cellular component: cytoplasm. Lineage: Eukaryota; Metazoa; Brachiopoda; Lingulata; Lingulida; Lingulidae. Gene Ontology annotation, molecular function: protein binding.
UCGGAGAAGUUAUGACUUCCGUAUGUAUCAUAUAAACAGGAUGUAAACAGGGCGCCACGAUUUCCUUAUCUCUGUGUGCUAUUUAUGUUGCCGGUAUAGAUCCAUGUUUUGAAAUGAGAUGAUUUCACGCUGAAAAGUCAAAUAAAGCCGGCAUUUAAAACUGGAAAUUUAGCACAGUCAGUAAGGAUCCAAUCUAAAAUAAUGGCCAUGGAAAGAAGGCUUCAUAUUCUGGAAGGGAUUGAUAAAUCCGGCAAGGCCCCUCCUGAGGAAGUUUCACAGUGGGAGGAAUUGUACUGGUCCCCACCACUGUGCCUCUCUGAUAUGUUUUUAUAUAAAACUCAUGAUGACACCAUUGAGGAUCCCAUGACGGUUAUUCCAAAGAGCAUUGGACUGUGUACUCAACUGAAACGCCUAACAGCUGCUUGGCAUGUAGUGACAGUGAAUUCAAUUGAUUUUCGAAUGGGGUUAGACAGCCUGCCAACCUCUUUCUUCAGUCUUCAAAACUUGGAAGAGUUGGACUUGAGUUGGAACAGUUUCUCGACAAUUGCUGAUGAAAUCGAUCAGCUCACAAAGUUGCGAGUUUUGAACCUGAACAAGAACAGAUUUAGUUCCUUUCCUGUUUCAAUAUGCCACCUGCCAUUAUUGGAGAAACUGAUCUUGAGCAACAAUGUAUUAGAAGGUCUUCACUUGGAUAUUGGUAAAUUGACAAAGUUAAAGAUAUUCAAUGUUGCCAAUAACAAGAUAGACAAGUUCCCCCCACUGCUGUGUUCUCUGGAAGCCAUUGAGGAGCUGAACCUUAAUGAUAACUUACUCUUAAAACUUCCCCCAGAAUUUUCAUCAAUGGCAAACAUAAGGGUGUUGAAGUUGUCAGGGAACAACUUUCUUGACUUCCCCUCCCCUGUGUGCAAUCUUACAGCACUACAAGAACUUGACCUUGCAUGGAACAGAAUAACUACCAUUCCACUUACCAUAAGCCAAUUAAAAAACCUGGUUUCCUUCAAGCUUCACAAUAACCGCUUAAGUAUAUUACCAAAAGCUUUGAGGAACCUCAAGAAACUGCAUUAUCUGGGUGUAUGUGGGAACCCCAUUACUUUCCCACCACAAUCAGUUUGUGUGGCAGGGACCUCUGCAAUCUUGAGUUACCUGAGAGGGUCCAAAGAUCUAGUCCUCACCACAGCCACUAAACUACAACUGAACCUGCUUGGCUGUACAUGUGCAGGGAAGUCCAGUCUGGCUCAGUCUCUGACCCAGCAGACGUCAUGUUUGACCGCUGAAGCUGACCGCACAAAAGUGAUUGACCAGUUGAUCUGGACCUUGCCAGAGGAGGUGGUUUUCAACAUCAAUGACUUUGGUGGCCACAAUGUGUAUACUGUUGUCCAUCCUUUCUUCAUAUCACCUACAGCUGUGUCCCUUGUAGUCUUCGAUCUAUCAACGUGUGAUCUGACCACGCCUGAGAAUUACACUAUGCAUAUUGGCUCUUGGAUCGAGAGGCUUGGCUCACAUGCCCCACACACGCUAACCUUGUUGGUGGGCACACAUGCUGAUCAAUGCGAUGAUGAAACGAAAACAUCUUUGUGUUCUGAAAUAGCCACAACGGCCAAGGAGCAACUGGCAUCUCACAACACUUGGCUUCAGCAUCAGAUUGACCGUAUAGAUAAUUUGGUGGCCAAAGCAGUGGAGGCACCCAACAAGUCUGCCUUGAUGACCAAAAGGCAGAAACUGCUGCAGAUGCAGGCAGAGCAGAUAAGCAUCCAUGAUGUGGUAUUCCCAGUAAGUUCAAAGACUUUGGAUGGAUUUCAGGAACUUGAGACAACACUGAUUUCGAUUGCCAAAGAAAAUGGUGCAUCACUCCCUUCAAUAUGGUGGAAAGUUGCUAGAUCUAUUGAGAAAGUAGAUAGAGACUUUCUUACUAUGGAUCAAGUGCUAGAGUUGUACAAAUCACAAGUUGCCAGAUCUUUCAUUUUUAAGUUAUUACCUAGUAGGGCUAAAAAGGAAUCUGCAUUCAAGGAUACCAUUGACAUUCUACGUCAUCUCAGUGGGUCAGGUGACAUAGUGUGGUACGAGAAAAACACUUCACUGUCCGACAUCAUCUUUCACAAGGUGGAAGUUAUCGCCAACUUGCUCAAGGUUGUCCUUGACCAUGAUAUGAAGAGCUCACUGACUUUUGAGUCUGCUUCCAAGGUUGUGCCCCUCACUGGCCCAAAGUUCCAAGAAAUGAAGGAAGACCUUUUGAAGAGAGGAAUUAUUUCGAGAAAUCUCAUGGAGAUUUUGUGGAAGCCAUUCGCAUUAGGGAAAACGGAGAUGGACGCCAUGAUAGGACUUUUGCAGACAUUGGAUCUGUGCUAUGAGGUCAGGGUGAAAGAUGGAAUAGCAGAGGGGGGAAAGGCAGUUGAUGUCACAGCAAAGGGUGAAGGAGCAGAGGGAGGCAGAGAAGAUCCUGGAUCUGCUGGUGAUGCGACAAGAAAAGUAAGAAUUGGACACAGCAGCAGUCAAGAUGAGAACCAACGUCCAGAGGAAUCAACAUCAAAAGACAGCAAGUUUGGUGAGAUGAAUUUGGAUGACGUGGCUUAUCACUUUCCAUGGCUGCUUACUGAGAACUGCCCGGCAGACCUGCAAGAAUAUUGGUCCCCGAGGGUUGCAGAGUUUGAGAACCAGCUGACUUUGGAGUUGUAUUUUCCAAGGAAGUGUCCUGAUGGCUUAUACGAGAGGUUCACCGUGAGGCUACAUAGGUACCUGGGUCUCUUCAGGUCUGAACGUGUAGAUUGGAAAGAUGGGGUGUUUGCCAAACUCCCGUCUGUCACCAUGCUGCUGAAUAAGGAAUUACGUCAGAAGGACAGAGUGAUUACUGUAGCCUGUAGAGGUCGCCACUUGCCAGACUUGUGGAUUGAAGUGCGACGUGCCCAUGAUGACUUGAUGGGUAUCAUUGAAGAAGAUUGGCCAGGUUUGCCAUUUGAUAAGUACCUCAAGUGUCCUCACUGUGUCAAAUCUGCUGUGGAGGAGCCAAAGCUGUUCCCUGGGGAGAUCUUGAACAGUCCGCCCCCUGUGGAGAGAAACCUGGUACCCUGUCAUAACAAGGGAGGGGAUGGCCUGAUACCUGCCAACCUGGUAUAUCCCACAGCUGAGGAUCACAACCCCAUGAGCAAGAUGAACAUAGAAGCCCUGAAGAAGAACAGACCGGAUCUUGUGAAGGGCAUAACAGCUCCAUGUCUGAAAAAUGCUCUCAGGAGGUUCAAAGCCAGGGACAUCUAUACUGAAGAUGAAAUCAGUGCCAUUGAAGGUGUUGCUGUCAUCUAUGACAGAGUUGGGGCCUUUCUGGAUGUCCUGAAGAGAAAAGAGCAGAGAGCGUUUUAUCACUUUUGUCAGGUUUUGAUAGAAAACAGGGCCAGUCACUUAGCUGAUUUAAUCAAAUCUUGAAGAGCUCCUCGCCACAACCAAACACCACUGCCUAGGUUGUACUUGCAUGACGAUGUGAAGGUUAACUGCACUUGGAGGACAGCUAGCAGAUUCAGUACUCAUUAAUGCUUACACUCUGGCAGAUCCAGGAUUCUAAUUGCUGGGGUUGGGGUAAAUCUUGUCUUGCCUUACUCUGUACACAUAAAUCGACAAGAUGCUAAGGAUAAUUUUAUUGUAAUAUGGUUGACAUAAAUAAUAUAUUCAUUUUGUCUCUUUUGGCUUAUUAAUUUUUUUUCUGGGGGGGAGGGGAGUACCUCACGUUCUAUUCCACUUGCACUCUGUCAUUUUAGUACAUCGCUUUUAACUCUUAUCACAUAACUCAUUCUUUGAUUUUAAUUUUAAAAAAUUGCAUCAGGUAUGCAUAGCUACUGUAUGUGGUAUUUUGAGACAACAGUUAUUUUGUGCUGGAACUGCUGUUAUUGUUUUGUGUGAUAAAAAUGUGUAAAGAAGAUUGCAUUUACAUUAAACGGUGGUAUUGUCAUUUAUUCACUAUGUAAUAACCCAUGUGACUGUAAUGGCAGUUCUCUGGGAACCGAAAUCUGCUUCCCAUUACUUUGCACAGGGACAUUUUGAUUCAUAUGCUGACCCCGAUGCUUCCAGCUUACUCUAACUUGUACUAAUCUUAUGGGGACCAUGGAUGUCAAUUUCUAGGACUACCAUUUAUGUUACACCUGUCUCACUUAAAACACUUUGACCUGAGAAUUGGCCUUAAGUUUAAAGACAAAAUGCUGGUGUUCUUUACUUUAAAGGGAUAAUAACUCUUCGCAUGUGAUCUAUAUUUC